Messenger RNA from Ceutorhynchus assimilis (cabbage seed weevil), 957 nucleotides. Lineage: Eukaryota; Metazoa; Arthropoda; Insecta; Coleoptera; Curculionidae. The record is from the annotation of a GenBank genome assembly.
AUGAGUGCUCCAUCGCACCAUUUCAUGCAAAACAUGAACAAUCCAAAUCAGAGCGGCCUAAGAACCUCCUUUGGCCCAAAUGCGAUGCAAAGCCCCAUGGAUGGUCCUGGUAUGCAAUCUGGAAUGCCCAAUCAAAUAGGCGGUCAAAUGUCUCAGCUAGGAAAUCCAAUGAUGUCCCAACUAAACAACCCCUUAAGUGGCGCUAUUAGCCCCAUCAAUUCGCAAAUGGGUGGUCCCAUGCAAACAGGCUUAGGUGCUGGACCUAUGCAAACAUCAAUGCCCAAUCAAAUGGGCGGGCAAAUUCCUCAAUUAGGCAAUCCUAUGAUCAGCCAAAUGGCUAACCCAAUGGGUGGAGCAAUGAGUCCUAUCAAUACGCCAAUGAACGAGUUCAAUCCAAACCUCAAUCAUCAAAUGCACCCUGGUUCUCAAACACCCGGAGUAACUCCGACUCCGCCUCAAAGCCAUACUCCCCAGCAACAGCAGCAAUCCAAGGAAUUUAACACUGCUUCUUUGUGUCGUUUAGGCCAGGAAACUGUUCAAGAUAUUGUUAGUCGUACUCAGGAAGUUUUUCAGACUUUGAAAGCCAUACAGCCUCCUGCUGGUACGGCUCAGUCGGCUAAUGCCAGUAAUGAGAAAAAGGCCAAAGUGCAAGAACUACUAAGAACUAUCAGAGUACUUUUUAAAAGACUGAGGUUAAUAUAUGAAAAAUGUAAUGAAAACUGCCAGAUUCAAGGGAUGGAAUAUACUCAUAUUGAAAGUCUUAUACCUUUUAAAGAUGAGUUAGAUCCAAAGCACGAAGAAAAAAAGAAUUCUGAAGCGUAUAGAUUAGCUUGCGAAGAAAGCAAAGAAGUAAUGGAACAAGUAAUUUUGAAGAACAAACAACUUAAAGAAGUAAUUGAUCAUUUGAGAAGAAUCGUUUGGGAAAUUAACACUAUGUUGACUAUGAGAAAAUCAUGA